Messenger RNA from Mytilus trossulus (common blue mussel), 1601 nucleotides. Its product is annotated as chaoptin-like. The record is from RefSeq and is a predicted model, not a curated record. Lineage: Eukaryota; Metazoa; Mollusca; Bivalvia; Mytilida; Mytilidae. Gene Ontology annotation, molecular function: protein binding. Bases 189 to 1388 code for a protein of 399 amino acids. The transcript has a single exon. Gene Ontology annotation, cellular component: membrane.
AAGUUAGAAUAAAAUACGUGACAAAAGAAAUUUCUAAUAAGUGAUAUAACUCUAUUGCAAAGAAUAUUUAACCGAACUAUUCCUCGCGAAUGUAGUGACAAGUAAGUUUUAAUUAAGGAGAUAAACUAUUUUGCUAAGAAAAAAAACUGUGAAAAGUUUAUGAAAGUUUACACGCCAGAAAGUGAGUCAUGAAAGCAAGUGUUAUUGUCGUUAUUUUAUGUCUCAUUGUACAGCAAACGAAUUGCGAGAAAAAAUGUCACCAAAAAUGCAUGUGUAACCCAAAAGUUCUCACUUGUAAAGGUUUUAAUCAAAAUGACAUUGAGGGUGAUGAAUUUGCGAACUCAAUUACAACUGAUCUUGUAAGAAUUCAUAUAACUGAUGGUGAUAUUCCUGAAUUGCCAAGAAAUCUUGUUGGAUCAUGUGCUGACGACUCCAGUUAUCAUCUGAAUGCUUUGAAAAAGUUAGAUUUACAAAACAAUGGGAUAAAAACAAUAAAUGGACAAACACUCCACUGCAUGCCAAAUUUGGAAGAAUUGAACCUUGCAAAUAAUCAGUGGGACGUUUCCACAGCGCACACACGGACAUUUUCAAAUAUUCAAAAUUUGAAAAAGUUAAAUUUAAGUGACGCUUUGCAUGACGAGAUUGACAGCAAAGUUAAAAGUACCCAUCUUCGGCUUGUGUUCUUGGAAAGUCCAUUUACCAAACUUGAAGUAUUGGCACUUGACAACAACAAAUUAUCGGUUUAUGACGCUGAUACUGCUAAUACAAUGUGUACAUUUACAUCACUAAAGAGAUUGAAUCUUGCUCACAACACACUUCCGCGCUUGACAUUUUAUCAUAAAAGGUGUAUGCCACAUCUGGAAUGUCUUGAUUUAUCUUAUAAUAGUUUAAGUACAUUCGAAUCAUAUUCCAACCUUAAUGGGUUACUAUUUUCACUAGAUCAGAUUCAGAAAGCAUCAAAUGUUUCUGUCAACUUCUUUGGAAAUGAAUUCGACUGUGAUUGCCAGUUGCGAGAAUUCCAUGACUGGUUAAAUAGAACAGAAGUCCAUGUAUUAGAGAAAGACAAACUGACAUGUCAUGACGGUGUUCUCUUUGAAAAGUCCAUAAUGUCAGUCGAGUCAGCUGAAUUUGAGUGUUUCUCGUUGGAUAUUAGCAGCUCUGGGGACAGUAGCAGUAACAGUUCUGGGUAUAAUACAGCCGUUGGUGUUUUGGUAGCAAUGGUCGUCUUGCUUGCUAUAUUCCUGAGUGUAAUUGCUUAUAUUCUACAUGUUGUUAGUUCAUACAAGAGACAGCCAAUGGCCAAGAAGCAAUUGUUAAGUAAUUAUUCAUCAGAAAAUAAUGAAAAUGCAAGACAUGGAAAUCCUACAUUAUUUACAAAUUAUAUGUAGGUUUCUAUUAGAUAUGUAUGACCUUCCCUUUUUUGUUAAAAUAGUUAGAAAUAUCUAAUACAACUGUACAAUGUAUGUUAUCGCUAAUAUUCUGCAUUUCUGAAAGUUUGAGUCUAGUUCAGAACAUUUAUACAGAUUUGUACAUGUAUAUUUUUAUUAUUUUAUAGUUGUUUUGGUGAAAAUUUACAUUUUUUAUUUUUCGGAUAUACUUCA